This is a messenger RNA of Penaeus indicus, 1105 nucleotides long. Its product is annotated as EEF1A lysine methyltransferase 2-like. The transcript has 5 exons. Gene Ontology annotation, molecular function: protein-lysine N-methyltransferase activity. NCBI's taxonomy places the organism in Eukaryota, Metazoa, Arthropoda, Malacostraca, Decapoda, Penaeidae. Gene Ontology annotation, cellular component: cytoplasm. The record is from RefSeq and is a predicted model, not a curated record. The coding region runs from base 241 to 777 and encodes 178 amino acids.
GCUCUCUGCCUUAUUGUCAUGGGAAAUUCGGGAUGAAAUAAUCAGACAGAAGCCUAUCAGUCAGUCAGGAUCAAGGGAUGCCAUUAAGGGAUGCCAUUAAAGGAUAAAUUUUGAGUUGAGAGGGAAGGUUCCUUAAGUAGUCGAUGAGAAAGAUUAGGCUGGGAAUCUGCUUAUGAACUAGAACUGUCAAACUUUACAAGCCAUGGAGAUAUUGGAGACAUUUGGUUUGGUGAAGACAGCAUGCAGCGUGUGGUGGACUGGAUCCAGGAAUCUGACGAUGUGAAGGAGAAUUCCUCCAUUCUUGAUAUUGGGUGUGGGAAUGGUGCUUUCCUGCUAUGUCUAGCCAGUGAAGGCUUUGAUAAUCUGUUUGGGAUUGAUUAUUGUGGUACUGCGAUAAAACUAGCAGAAGCCAUAGCAAAAAGCAAGAAAGUAGACAUCAAAUAUGAGACUGUAGAUUUGCUGGCAGAACACAAAAAAAGUGAAUUAACAGGAAGGAAGUAUGACGUCACCCAUGAUAAGGGUACAUAUGAUACCAUUUCCUUAAGCCCAGAAGAUGCUGAGACCAAGAGACAGCAGUACAUCAAGGAGGUUUACAAACUAACCAAAGACCAGGGUUUAUUCAUUAUCACCUCCUGCAACUGGACGGAAGAAGAGCUUAUUUCUCAUGUAUCAGAUUAUUUCAGUGUGGAUGAAGUGAUCCCAACACCUACAUUUUCAUUUGGUGGAAAGGUUGGAUCUGUUGUUACUUCCAUAGUUUUCAAGAAGGUUGUCAGUUAAAGUUCAUUCCAUUCAUGUUGGAGACACAUCAGUAAAGUCUGAUUUUUGUUUUAUAUGAGUGAUCAUGCAUUUAAGAGCAUUUAAGAGAAAACAGAUGAAGGUAUGUGGUUUCAUAUUAUCAUUGAGAAUAUAUAAGAUCCAGUAGAGCUCAAAUAUGAUUGAUGUUUUCCAUUCUAUGUUGUAGUAUUUCACACACACACACACACACACACACACACAAAUAUAUAUAUAUAUAUAAAUAUUAGCAUGGCUGUCAUGAAUAUGAGUAACAUUUUUGCAAUAUAUAUAUAUUAUAUACAAAAAAAAAAUAAAAGUUCUAAUGACCUCA